Molecule: messenger RNA, 177 nt
Organism: Fonsecaea pedrosoi CBS 271.37
Lineage: Eukaryota; Fungi; Ascomycota; Eurotiomycetes; Chaetothyriales; Herpotrichiellaceae
Exons: 2
Coding region: 1-177 (58 amino acids)
Source: RefSeq, a predicted model, not a curated record
AUGACCAACCAGCGGCCAGACAGGAUGAAAUGUCGAAAACAGGAAGCGCUGAAAUACGUGCUCAACCUCAAGUGGUGGUUGAAAGAUGAGGAGACGGAAAAACUGGGGUCGGAACGGAAAUACUUUUAUGACGUGGCUGUCUGGUCACUUUUCCAGCAGCGCAAUCAAGUCCUUUAG